AUGAGAACUGUUGCUGAAAAAGUAGUGUUUGCACAACUGAUUCAACGUCAACCACGACAACUACAGCAGUAUAGUGGAAUUACACCAUGUAUACUACAAGCAUCGAAUGGAUAUUCGCUAAGUUGGUCUGCAGAUACCGCUGGUUCAGUUACAUUUCACUACACUCAUCCAAAUUAUCCAACUAAUGGCAAUUACUGGACCGGUGUGGCAUUCGGAGAUCCUUCUGAAGGUCCUGCCGAUGCCAUUAUUGUCGAAAUCAAUAACGGACAAACUGUUACUGUAUCUUCAGCCUCCCUUAUUGAUAGUCGAUUGGAGAAGAGCUAUCCGAACAUUGCAGCAACGUCGAACCAAAGUAUAUCUUAUGGAAAUGUUGAAAUCGCUUUUACAAGACCACUGUAUCACGGCGGCAAAUCGCUUGAUGUAUGCAGCACAUGGAGGUUUUAUACUCAACCGACUCAAUUACUGUACACUAUCAGUUACACCUAUCCGGAAACACCAAUGAUGCAAACAGUUUGUGCCAUCUCGACCACUUGUCAGAGAUAUGCAGCUACAAACGGUUAUACCGCAGUACCCGGUGGUUCUUUAGCGAUGUCAGAUUAUCAAAGCGGAACAACGAAGACUUCCGGCUACACUGUUACGCCAUCAAAUACACCAUCAUAUAAUAACGUUUACGGCGGCAGUUCUACUAUUUCGCCUUAUUCCACCUUAUAUAAUCAACCGACAAGCCCAUAUUCCAGCAACAACUAUAGUACAACAACUGCUCCACCAUAUAAAUAUACUACAGCAACACCGUAUCCAUACAGUUCCGGUAGUCAGUCAUACAGUCAAACUUACUACAACCCAGCUAGCUCCGGCGCUGGAACAAACAUUUACGGUUAUAAUUACGACAAUUCUGUAACUUCUUCACCACCGCUGGUGCAAAAUGAAAAUUACCAAUAUGUUGACACCCAAACACAACAACGUUAUCUUCAAAAUAGAUAUUCAGGUGAUGCGUACUCCGGUGCUGGUAAUUCGCUGAUGUACGACAGCGGUCUUACUGCACCAGUCCUGAGCGAUGACCAACAAAAUCAGGCAAACUACCAGAGAAUUCUUUCGGAUUAUCGACGUAACCCGACACCAAAUGCAUACUUAGCAAAUUCAAACAACAUUUAUGGUUAUGACUAUACAUCUGGAAGUUACGGAACAACUCCAUCAAGUGUUAGGUACACAAAUGCCUAUAACGCCGGUUACAGUUCUACAAUAUCACCUUACAGCUCCUAUUACACAGGACUGUCUACGUAUAAUCCGCAGUACUCAAGUUUGUCAUCUUCAAGAACAGCUUACAGCAGUUUAGGAGUGAACACUGCUAACGCACGGUAUUAUCAGCCUUCUUUAAGUUCGCUGUCGAUGUUUACCACAACUCCGGACCCAUACAAUGUUCCAAGAGCUGAAUCGUUCCUGAAUCGACAGUUCGAUCCAGCUGUCAAUGGAGGACCAUAUUGGCCAUACAGAACCUCAUAUGAAGUUGUUCAACCAAACUCUGGUAGCUACUAUCAGGCAACACUCCAUAACAAAAAAUAA
Messenger RNA from Enterobius vermicularis (human pinworm), 1560 nucleotides. Lineage: Eukaryota; Metazoa; Nematoda; Chromadorea; Rhabditida; Oxyuridae. The record is from the annotation of a GenBank genome assembly.